UAAUAUCCUUUCUCUUCAGUGUAAACGGAAGCGACCUGUGACCAAGAACAGUUUCCACGUUAGCGUUUUUAUUUAGACGUGUAUUAACCCCCUGGAACUUAUCAUAUGACUGUAACUGCACAGCAUCACAUACUUACCCCAGAUAGUGUUUAAUUCGCUUUCGACUUGGUUGAUAGAUGUUAUUUAAGUAAAGCUAGCUAGUAGCUGCUAACAAUGGCUAACUGUAUGGUUUUUCACACUCAAAUUGCCUCCAUCAUGGAGGUGCUAGCGAAUUCAGCCGUUGCAGAGAUCUGUAAACUCGUAGACGACGACUAUGCAGUGUUUCGUUUGGAAAUAACUCAAAGCCAGAAAGAAAACAGGGGAUUGAGGAGGAAACUACAGCUCGUGGAACUCAAGGUGGCACGGGAGCGCGCAGAGAGGACAAUGCGAGAGCGCGUCCUAGCCAGUCGUCCCAGUAGUGUCAAGAUCCUCGACCGAUACAGAGGAAUGGCAAGAGGUGAAGGACAUCUCACUGGAGGCCACAGGAGCUUUGUGAAGCCAGCGUGGAGAGAGAACCAACCUGUAGCUAUAGAUGAGGGGAGUGGAGCCUUAAUCCAGCAGGUUAUCGUGAUAGAGUCAGCAGAUGCAGAGGCUCCAGGUCCUGGGGUCAAGCAUGAGAGGACAGAAGGAGAGGAGGACCCACGGCACAGUAGAGACAUCCAGACUGAAGCAACGGCUGGAGUGGCGCCCCCUGUAGCAAAGGAGGACAUCGCAACUGCCUCCACGCCCCAGGCCAAGACUCAACCCAGCAUCACGGAGGAGGAGGAGGGUCCAGAGGUGCUGAUGAUGAAGGAGGAGGGUCUGGGGAACCCCGAGGGGACCAUGGUCAUUGAGGACAACCAGAUUACACCUCCUGAACCCACAGAGGAACCAGCUGAGCAGCACAGGACCACAUACAGUCUCACUGAGUCAGUAGACAUGGAGGAUGGGAAGCCUGAUCUGCUGAUAGUCAAAGAGGAGACAAUUGAGGAUGAACCAGACAGCAUUGAUCUGCUGAGUGGACUAAAGAUGGGGGAGCAAGGUGGUUGGCUGGAGGCUAACAGAGGAGACUGGGUGGCCAUUUUGGAUUCUCAGACCAGUGCAGCCAAGGGCAACAUCACUGAGCAGGCCAGGACCAGAGGUGACAUAGUGGAGUCUGCAGUCCAUGAGGACCUGCUGAUAUCCGGUGUUGCUAGAGGGAGAGACUGGACCUCUGAAGCGGCUGGUCACAAACCCUGGCCCCGGAUCAGAACCCUGGAUCAGGAGCCGUCGCUCUUCCUUCCCGAGUCGGAACCAGGACCAAACCACGAGGGACAGAGACUCCAGCACCACGCAGAACACAACCAGUGGACAGGUGGACUGAACAACCUCAGUCCUGGUGGUUAUCAGAGAGACAGAGGCUCCAGCCAGGGAUCCAGUCUGCAGCCCAGACCCUUCUCUUCACAGUCUCAGUGCAGGGAUGGAUCAGGGCCUGGGCCUGAUAGAGAUAGACCCUCCUGUUCCUAUGAUACAAACACCACAGUAUCCAUGAUAAACAGAGCAGGUCACCCUGGGCUUCAGCCUUCACAGAGAGUGGUGGGAGACCCAUCUGGUGGGAGUCUAACAGGAAGUCUGUCUUCUCCUUCAGGGUCUUGUCUAAUGCCUGGUGACUGGGUUCAUAGAAAGCCUGGGCCUGGGUCUAGCCUUCCUCAUCUACCUCAUGGUUACCCCACCAAUACAGACCGGGUCAGGAUUGGCAUUCACCACGAGAGUUACCUAGCCUAUAACACAGCACACAAUCCCAACAACACUCAUCAAACAAUGGCUAGAGGUCAAGGAGGGAGCUCAAAUUCUAACCACUUGAGGGUGGUGGCUCCUGCUUCUACCUCCUCUGGUGUCAUUGAGUCACAACGUGGGAGGCCGAGCAUUAGGUCGGACGCCGACAAGCCGUACGCCUGCCCCACCUGUGGAAAGCGCUUCGCUGAGGCAAACUAUGUGAAGAGGCACCAGACAGUUCACACCAAUGAGAGGCCCUUCAAGUGCAAACUAUGUUACAAGAGCUUCUCCUUCCUGACUAACCUGAUCAGACAUAGGAGUGUCCACAAAGGGGAGAAAUCAUAGCAGUGUGGCUUGAGAUGUACACAGGGGAUAUCUGGGAACUAUUCUUAAGCUGACAUACUGAAUUAUAAUUAUCAUGUGAAGUGUCUCAGUUGAGCAUCUGAGUAUGCUCACCAUCUCUGAUACAGACUUGUUGUUUGGUGUGCAGGCAUAGCCAAAAUAGUCAUUUUAUUGAAGUGUAACCAUAUCUCCCCUCUGAAUUUGGUUUUGUCUAUAUUCUAUACCCUCUUUUUUUAUAAUAUAUUUAUAACACCUAAUGUUAUUGGGCAUAAUCAGGUGUUACCUGUUCCUUUAUGUACUGAAACAAUGUGAUCAAAACUGUUAAUACAUUUUGAACCAUGUUG
Messenger RNA from Oncorhynchus kisutch (coho salmon), 2459 nucleotides. RefSeq lists its product as uncharacterized. Gene Ontology annotation, cellular component: nucleus. Lineage: Eukaryota; Metazoa; Chordata; Actinopteri; Salmoniformes; Salmonidae. Gene Ontology annotation, biological process: regulation of transcription by RNA polymerase II. The transcript has 7 exons. The record is from RefSeq and is a predicted model, not a curated record. Bases 214 to 2118 code for a protein of 634 amino acids. Gene Ontology annotation, molecular function: DNA-binding transcription factor activity, RNA polymerase II-specific.